AUGACCGACUCAACGAAGGAAGCACCGGAUACUCCUAUCGCGACAGAAACACACUCCAUCGAUUGUUUAGAUAGAGAAGCUGAGAAAAAAGUUGUCUGGAAAUGCGAUCUCUAUGUCGUUCCAAUACUCUCUUUUCUCAUGUGUCUAGGGUUCCUGGACCGCAUCAACAUAGGGAACGCUCGCCUUCAAGGCCUAGAGAGAGAUCUCAACAUGAGUGGACAUGAUUUCAACAUUGCAUUGUUCAUAUUUUUUAUUCCAUACAUGGUCUUCGAAGUUCCGAGCAAUAUCAUUCUUAAGAAAGUUGCCCCUUCAACCUGGCUCAGCGGUGUUAUGAUAGGAUGGGGUCUGGUCACAGUUUUCCAAGGGAUCACCGAUAGUUUCGCUGGGCUGGUAACUUGCCGCAUCUUUCUGGGGAUUUUCGAAGCAGGAUUCUUCCCAGGUUGCGUAUAUCUUAUCUCCAUGUACUACAAGCGACAUGAGCUUCAGACAAGGGUCAAUUUUUUCAUCGCCUGCAGCAUCAUGGCGGGUUCAAUGAGUGGUAUUUUGGCGUAUUUCAUUGCAGGAAUGGAUGGCAUAUGUGGUUAUAGUGGCUGGCGCUGGAUAUUUAUCCUGGAAGGCGCUGUGACGGUGGUCGCCGCCGCAGUCUCGAAAUUUUUCAUUCCGGAUUGGCCUGAAACCGCAAAAUUCCUUACAGAGGACGAAAGGAAGAUCCUCAUACAUCGAUUAGCAACGGAGAGCGAAAAUUCGAGAAUGGAUCGGCUGGACAAACCAGCCAUGAAACGCGCCUUCACGGACGUGAAAAUCUACUUGGGAAUUAUAAUGUACAUGGGAAUUGUCAACAGUGGAUAUGCAGUCAGCUUCUUCACUCCCACCAUCCUCCAUGAUCUAGGCUGGACCGCGCUAAACGCACAACUCCUGGCCGUCCCAAUAUUCGCCUGCGGCGCCUGCUCGGCCAUGAUCACCGCAGUAAUUUCAGACCGAAUACGGCACCGCUUCACAUUCACCAUCCUCGGGUGCCUAAUCGCAUCCAUCGGAUAUACAAUCCUCCUAUGCCAACAAUACGUAUCCCUGGGCGUGCGCUACUUCGCGGUCUUCGCCAUCUCAGCCGGCUCCUUCAUGUCGCAUCCCAUCACCAUCACGUGGCUAAAUAACAACAUGGGCGGCCAUUAUAAACGUGGGAUAUCAUCGGCGAUGCAGAUCGGGAUCGGGAACUCCGGUGGCAUUAUCGCGAGUAACCUCUUCUUCCCGUCUGAGGCGCCACGGUACCCGACCGGGUACGGAGCGAGUCUUGGAUUGAUCUGGUUAUGCGCGCUUACGUGCAUUGUGUUCUUGCUGUACUUGUAUCGUGAAAACCGGCUGCGCGCGCAGGGGCGCCGCGAUCACCUCCUGCAGCUUCCCGAGGAUGAAGUUAAUAAUCUUGGAGACCACCAUCCUAGUUUCAAGUUUACGUACUGA
This is a messenger RNA of Blastomyces dermatitidis ER-3, 1455 nucleotides long. RefSeq names its product MFS transporter. Bases 1 to 1455 code for a protein of 484 amino acids. The record is from RefSeq and is a predicted model, not a curated record. The transcript is spliced from 5 exons. Gene Ontology annotation, cellular component: membrane. NCBI's taxonomy places the organism in Eukaryota, Fungi, Ascomycota, Eurotiomycetes, Onygenales, Ajellomycetaceae. Gene Ontology annotation, molecular function: transmembrane transporter activity. Gene Ontology annotation, biological process: transmembrane transport.